This is a messenger RNA of Diaporthe amygdali, 1182 nucleotides long. RefSeq lists its product as uncharacterized. Bases 1 to 1182 code for a protein of 393 amino acids. Gene Ontology annotation, biological process: cytoplasmic translation; tRNA methylation. Gene Ontology annotation, molecular function: tRNA methyltransferase activity. The transcript has 2 exons. NCBI's taxonomy places the organism in Eukaryota, Fungi, Ascomycota, Sordariomycetes, Diaporthales, Diaporthaceae. The record is from RefSeq and is a predicted model, not a curated record. Gene Ontology annotation, cellular component: cytoplasm.
AUGGGAAAGUCUUCAAAAGACAAGCGUGACGCUUAUUACAGGCUCGCAAAAGAGCAAGGCUGGCGCGCUCGGAGUGCCUUCAAGCUGCUCCAGCUCGAUGAGGAAUUCAAUCUCUUUGAGGGCGUAACCCGAGUGGUAGAUCUCUGCGCAGCACCAGGUAGUUGGUCGCAGGUCUUGUCCCGAGUGCUCAUCAAGGGUGAGAAGUUCGGCCGUGCAGCAUGGCAGGACAAGGAGGCCCACCUGCGGCAGCAGAUGCUGCGCGUCUUUGCCCCUGAUGCUGCAGAAAACAUCGACGUCAAGGGCAGUGGUGAUGAGCUCAAGCCACGCAAGGACGUCAAGAUUGUCUCCAUAGACCUGCAGCCGAUAAGUCCGCUACCAGGCAUCGUCACCCUCCGUGCCGACAUCACACACCCAGCGACCGUCCCUCUGCUCCUAAAAUCGCUGGACCCAGACUAUGACCCCAGCAAGAGGACCCAACAGGCUUCCCACCCUGUUGACCUGGUACUGAGCGAUGGUGCGCCCGAUGUGACGGGACUGCAUGACCUGGACAUCUACGUCCAGUCGCAGCUGCUCUUCGCAGCUCUCAACCUUGCGCUCUGCGUGCUGAAGCCAGGCGGCAAGUUCGUGGCCAAAAUAUUCCGCGGCAAGAACGUCGAUGUACUGUAUGCGCAGCUGAAACUUUUCUUUGAACGCGUUGUGGUGGCCAAGCCGCGCUCUUCGAGGGCCAGCAGUAUUGAGGCCUUCAUCGUCUGUCUCAACUUCCAGCCCCCGCCAGGCUUUAUAGCAAGCCUGGACGAGCCGCUUGGUGUCGGCCACAAACUACCACAGAUGAUCAAGGAGCGGACCGAUAGUCUUCCCAUCAUCGCAAAGACAACGAUGCAGAACCCGGACACAGGGGCUUGGGACGUGACACCAGAGGCCAGUUCCCAUGCCCGGCCGGAUGGUGUGGUUGAGGUUGAUAUCGACGAUGAGACAGGCGGCGAUGCACAUGAUGUGCGAUGGAUUGCGCCUUUUAUUGCAUGUGGUGAUCUUUCUGCCUUUGACUCGGAUGCGUCGUAUCAGCUGCCAGAGAACCACAUCGCGUUGGAUCCGGUCCAGCCCCCUACCGCACCGCCCUACAAACGAGCUAUCGAGAUGAGGAGGGCGGCUGGAGGGGCCUACGGCAAGACAUUGAAGACCUGA